AUGGACUUCUUUGCGACGGGCGGGUUCCAGCAGCUGUACAGCGAUCUGGACGAGGAGCCACUGGCCGGCGGCGAUGCCCUCCUGAACACGUCCACUCUGGUGGACUUUGGGGGCUCCUAUGCGGAGGAGUCGUUCGACUGUGGCCACCUGGAGGAAUCGGACUACUACGGCAUCAUCACGCUGGACAGCAACAACAAUGGUGGCCCCGUCCAGGAGGCAGAUCCCUCGCUGUUCAUUGACUUCAACGAUUUGACCGCCUGUCCGCCGGACUUGAGUGACUGGGAGCAGCGUCUACUAGAUAACUUCGUGGAGAUUCCCGAGCUGGUGGACUUUCUGCCGGAGCGAACGCCUUUGUGCACGGACAACUGUGCGGAUUUCCUGGAGGAGAGUAACAGUAAUCUCCGGUUGGCCGGACCACCACCGGAGGUCCUUGAUCCAGACAGUCCUAAUCCUCCUCCUGCUGCCACUUCUGCCACUCCUGCCCUCCAGAUGAGCGAGAACGCCGCCGGCGAGAGGGGCUACCUGUGCACCUUCGGCAACUGCGACAAGAUCUAUGCCAAGCCCGCCCAUUUGAAGGCCCAUCUGAGGAGGCACCUGGGCGAGAAGCCCUACGUCUGCAGUUGGCCCGACUGCGUCUGGCGCUUCUCCCGCUCCGAUGAGCUGGCCCGGCACAAGCGCUCCCAUUCCGGGGUGAAGCCCUACAAGUGCGACUACUGCGCCAAGUGCUUCGCCCGGUCGGAUCACCUCACCAAGCACCGCAAGGUGCACGAGAGGCGCCUCCUGGCCGCAUCCCGAGCAGGCAGACUCAUCUCCGACGACCUGUAUGCCGUGCGACCCGGUCGGAAGCGCAAGAAUCAGCUCUGAUUUAUUUUUAUUUCUGAAUGGAA
Messenger RNA from Drosophila rhopaloa, 887 nucleotides. It is a transcript of the gene Klf15, whose product is annotated as Krueppel-like factor 9. Gene Ontology annotation, molecular function: DNA-binding transcription factor activity, RNA polymerase II-specific; RNA polymerase II cis-regulatory region sequence-specific DNA binding. Lineage: Eukaryota; Metazoa; Arthropoda; Insecta; Diptera; Drosophilidae. The transcript has a single exon. The record is from RefSeq and is a predicted model, not a curated record. Bases 1 to 864 code for a protein of 287 amino acids. Gene Ontology annotation, biological process: regulation of transcription by RNA polymerase II.